GAGUUGAUUAAAUUGAUUUCUUUUGUAGUUGUAGUAGAUGCGCGCGAGGGGGGUCCUAAAAUGGUAAAAAGACAUUUGUCAAAUUUGACAAUUAUCAACCAAGACAUUUGUCGAAACCCUUAA
Messenger RNA from Entamoeba invadens IP1, 123 nucleotides. RefSeq lists its product as hypothetical. The transcript has a single exon. The record is from RefSeq and is a predicted model, not a curated record. The annotation marks the transcript as partial. NCBI's taxonomy places the organism in Eukaryota, Evosea, Mastigamoebida, Endamoebidae.